CACAUACUUGCGAGCAGCAUAGAUGGAUACUGGUUCUGGAAAAGAGUAGCAAAAGAAUACUCAUGAUGCUUGCUCUAUAGGAUUGAACUGAAUCUUGUUAACACCCUGGCCCAGCUGCCGUUCAGUACGACAGCGGGUGCUAUUAGCUGACGACGACGCGUGAGGCUAAAUCCAUUUCAAGAUCAUUCAACACAACAUGGGAAGCUUGCGGACAUUGGCUUUUGUAAUUCUGGGAUUUUCAGGAUUCAUAUUUAUUGCCCUUUUUGGAAGAAUUCCUGCUUUCCGGAAAACACCUAUUGGGUUUCUCCAUAGGACUAUUUGGAUAUACAUCCCCAAUGGAAUAGCUUAUGUUGAUAAUCGCCUACUUGGUGGGCGGUUUUUGCAGUGCUGGAAUCGAUUCGGUAGCUACAUACUGCAUGAGAACCACCCACUUGUUCUAAUAUUCUUCGUGUUACUUCUGAUAGCAGGGGAGUUUAUGUUUAUUCCGAGUGCGUGGCCUAGGAUCUCUACAGGGCAUCGACUUUGCGUUCCAGUGGUUGCGAUUCUCCCAUACGUCCUCUUGUAUGCGAGUGUUGUUUCCAGAUCUGAUAUCACACCGGAAAAUCACUCAGAAGAGAUUGAACGCUAUCCAUACGACCGGGUUAUCUUCCACCCAGGGCAUUAUUGCCGGACAUGCCGCUUUCUCAAACCAGCACGGAGCAAGCAUUGCAACGUUUGCAAAGCAUGUGUUGCUCGACAGGACCAUCAUUGCAUAUGGUUAACUAAUUGCGUUGGAAGAAACAACUAUCAUUAUUUCUUGUCAAUGUUGCUGUCGAUGUCAGUCCUGUUGAUCUACGCAACGUUACUGGGCUACUCUCUGUUAUCUCAAACACUGGAGAAUCUAGUACCUUCCAGUUCCAGUCUACGGUCGACGAAGCAAAGCUGGUCGGUAUUCAUUAAUAUCUGGUCCGUGGUUAUUGCUUCUGAUGUCCGAAUUGGGGCUGUGGCUCUAUUAGCAUGCUUGACAUCUCCCCUAGCUGUGGCGUUCCUCGUGUAUCAUAGCUACCUCAUCUGGGCUGGCAUGACAACGAACGAGAGCGCCAAAUGGUCCGAGUGGAAGGAAGAUGUUGCUGAUGGCCUUGUCUUCAAAUCUUCUCGAAGCAAGAUCUGUACAGAGCCACCUACACCUGAUCACAAGCAUCAAGGGUCUUGGCCGAUAAGCAGCGAUCAGAUUCUUGUAUUCACGGAUGGUCAGCCACCGACAGAGGGAUAUCUGUUGUCGUCUGAUUCCAGUGAAAUCAUUCGCAAUGGUGAACCAGGUACACCUGUUGAUCCGAGAUGGGUUCGCGUGCGCAAUAUGGGCGAAGUGGACAAUAUCUACGAUCUUGGAUUUUGGGAUAAUCUGCAUUUCUUGACGGCUGCUUUUCUCGCAAUAUUUGCUGCGAGUACAGUCAACAUGGCAGACCGUACAGGAACAGAAGCAAAGCCAAAAUGCACCCCCGCGGAGCUAAUGUUGAAGGUCAUUUUGACCGGGACUUUGAGCCACUAUGAGACUCGUGGGAUGAUUGACGAUAAACGACUGGAGCAUAUGCUAUCUGCGGGGAAGCAGAUUUUGUACAAGACGCAUCAGGAAAGCGACGUCAGACACAAUCUAGGAUUGUCACCAGACAUUUGGCAAGGCUUCACAGACGUACUUACCAAAGCGAUCCCAGUCCUUGAGUCGCAGUCCUUUGCUUGGAAGAGCCCUCCUUCUGCUAAUUACGACCAUUCCUCCUCAAACUUAAUCGCAUACAACUACUUUUCGCUGGUCAAGGAUAUCGAACGCCUGAAUGACUUAUGUAUCAUCGCCCGCAACUUGCUUGCGACGACGAAGAAGGCGCAGAAUAUGGCGGCGGAAAAGGGUUUCGACCAGAGAAUCUUAGCGCUGGUUGACACUUGUGUGAGGGUUACCGCGCGGGGAUUUGAUGGAGAGACGAAUGCCCGGAACGAAGAGCGCUGGCAGAAAGUGGUCAACCUCUACAAACGUCUUUUGAUUACGUGCCUUCAGUUCCUGCAUAACUUCAUCAUGCACAACGAACAGCGGAAGAUGGUGCUUUGGCUCGAUCUAUUCGGUUACCAUUCCACUGGCGAUUCCAACAUCAUACAACCCAAAGAGCCACUCGAUCAGACCAACACUCAACCCGAGGGAGUGGCACCAAUUGUGAAGACAGGAGAGAGAAUCGUCAACCCUCCGAUUAGGGCUCUCUACGAUCAGACGGCCGAGGACCUGCUACUGGAGACUAUUUCCAAUUUCCCAAGGGAGCCCGCAACCAUCAAGGAAGAAGCGGCUAUGUUACUUCUGGCAAAUAUCAAGGACCACAUGGAGAAGCUUCUGGGACGCGAUCUGACCGCUAUUCAGGAAAUGGGCAAAGAUCCAGAGCAAGUGAAAGAGAUUCGAGCCGCCCUUACUGCUAUUCUUGGUGCUAAGGUGGAUGGAUGGUCGGACCUUCAAGACAGAGCCAAAGAUCUCCCGCCCGCGCUCCCAGAGGAUGAGCCACCACGAAAGAAGGCCAUUCUUACCAUCGACCGAAGCCCAACCGCUGGGUUCCCACGUAUCUGCUGGGCCGAUCUUCCCGAUCUCAACGAGUACGGCGCUCUUGCAGCAGGCGACGCCGCUGUAACAGAAGAAGACACCAGUAUGCCCCGAUCUGCCCAAUCCGCUGCUGAGACCCUCCAAGAAGCCAAAGACGAACUUAUGGCACGACUGCAAGAAUCGUCACAAAUUGCCGGCGAUGAAAACCAAGAUUAUGAUGCCGGUGAUGCUGGAACGGUUGGUGAUGAUGAUUCACGCAGCCUGGAGGCUGUUGCCGAUGGAAGCAUGGAGGAAGAAGAGGAAGAAGAUGACGAGGAUGAUGAUGACUACCGAGGUCGUCCAGGUGAUCAACAACGUGGUCUUUUGACUGAUAUUCCUCUUGUGCUGGGUCCUGCUGAGAUCGAGGCUCUUCCUAUGAUCAUUCAGGCUGGUAUUGUCGACAGCUUUGGAUUAAAGGGCGGAGAGAGGACUGGUUCAAGAAACAUGCAGGCCCUUAGAUGCCAUAUCCUGCUCACUCAGGAGACUGGCCGAAAUCUGCUCCGGGAGCUUUUGAUCUUCAUUGCCGCCUGGGACCUCCCUGAUGAUGAGCUUUAUUUCAAGAUGAUGGUCCAGAUCAUGGAUGCAGUCCUGAGAAAUGGCUUGAUGUCUCAUGCGUACUCGGACUUUGGUCAACCAAAGGACAUCAUCUCUCCGGCCCAGGCAGUCGUUGUCAAGAUUCUCACUCACAUCUUCAGAGCCAAAUACUCUCCUGCAUCCGUGACUGGAUCGACGCCCGCCAAUACGCCAAAGAACCCUGCACCUCUCUCGCGGGUUGACAUCCUUACUGUCCGCUACAUCUUCACCAUCUUCCGCGGAAACAUUAUCCCCGAAACUUGCGCCCUGAUCUACCUUCAAGGUCAGAUCCGGGCUGGACGUGCACUGCCAGAAGAUUUCCCCCUUAAUCUGUGGGAUAUGGAACGAGUUUACGAAGGUGUUUACCAGUUCCUCGAGUUCUUUGCCGUGCUCACCGAAAACAAUGACUGGAAGAACCUGUUGGUCAAGUGGGAGAUUGUCUACGAUCUGGUCACUUUGAUCAAGGAACUUGACGCCAGUAUUCCCAAGGGCCAGCUGAGCUCGUUGUCCCUUGGUGCCUCUCGCGGUAGCCCUCCAAAGGACAUCCAGCAGGGUGGUGCUUCUGGGCCCGUAGCAGUUGAACGACCUUAUGAUCCUAGUGAUCCAGACCCCGCUGAUGUCGGUAUCGGUAGUGCCGGUUCAGGUGCUGAGUCGCCACCCAUUACCGAGGAUCCUUCUGAGUUUGAAUGGAGGAAUCUCAAGAAGCUUGUCGUUCUCGUCCUGUCGUCCCUUGUUUGGAAGUGUCCCGAGGUCCAGCAUCAAAUUCGCAGAUAUGGUGGUGUUGAGGCUAUUCUGUCUUGCACAAACUUUGAUGCCCACAACCCGUAUAUCAAGGAGCAUGCGGUUAUGUGCCUGAAGUUCCUUCUGGAGGGAAACCGAGAGAACCAGAAGUUGGUGGAGGACUUGGAAGCCCGAGAGGUCGUCAAGGAUGACAGUGGAGUGCUGGAACGGAGUGGCUUUGAAGCUGUGAUUGACAAGGCUGGCAAGUUGGCGAUCCGGCCCAAGGAGGGUCACGAACAAAGAAGAUAGAUGUGAUUGGCAUCUUUCCUGAAUGCAGGUUUUAAACAGCCCAUCGAUUUGUACAGAGUAUCAUACUAAACAUCCAAAAAAGGAAAACAAGUUUUUGUUUAGAAUAAAAAGUUAAAGAUAUCAUGCAAAAUGAAUUCAUGCCC
Molecule: messenger RNA, 4335 nt
Organism: Aspergillus wentii DTO 134E9
Lineage: Eukaryota; Fungi; Ascomycota; Eurotiomycetes; Eurotiales; Aspergillaceae
Exons: 5
Coding region: 197-4192 (1331 amino acids)
Cellular component (GO): cytosol
Molecular function (GO): palmitoyltransferase activity
Source: RefSeq, a predicted model, not a curated record